Aspergillus melleus is the source of this 861-nucleotide messenger RNA. Its product is annotated as oxidase ustYa family protein. Gene Ontology annotation, biological process: mycotoxin biosynthetic process. NCBI's taxonomy places the organism in Eukaryota, Fungi, Ascomycota, Eurotiomycetes, Eurotiales, Aspergillaceae. The transcript has 5 exons. The record is from RefSeq and is a predicted model, not a curated record. The coding region runs from base 1 to 861 and encodes 286 amino acids.
AUGGGUGCUUGGCUUUCCCAAACCCUGCUGGGCAAAAAUUUCAAAUGGAAAUCAGCCCGAAUCGAGGGUGAAUCUGGAAACCUCGAAGAUGCGACCGACUCCCUGCUGCAUGAGAAGCUCUUGCGGCACAAGAUGGAAUACGAGCGGCAAAAGUCGCUCACGAAACGACUUUGGGUGAUGUGUAGUUUAAUGCUGAAGACAUUCUUCUUGGGCUCUUGGAUCUUUCUAGCCUUGUGUCUCUGGAUGCAUCGCAAGGACUCGAGCUGUCUGCUCGGCAAUGAGGGAAUAUUUGACGAUAUUCCUGUUCGAUAUGAGAUGAAACGCUUCCAGCGUGCUGGCUUCCAUGACUAUCGCCACAAUGCCUUGACCGAGUACGAAGGCGCUCCAAAUGCAAAGAACAAUGCGGCCUGGGAGAAGCUUCUCGCAGUUGGCGUCGUUGGGAUCUCCAAUCAUGAGGAUUCGAAGCUACCGAAUGGAACCGCGCUGUCAGUGACGAACCCGUCCGUGCACAUAGUUGAGCUGGAGAUGUUCCAUCAACUCCACUGUUUGAAAUGGCUGCGCGACCGAUACUGGGAGCUUGAAGGUGUUGUUGAGGGCUCCAUGGAUGUCCCGCAAAGACAAGCACAUUCUGAUCACUGCAUCGACUAUCUCCGGCAGGUAAUUAUGUGCCACGGAGAUGUGACGCCUAUCUCUUUCGAGAAUAAUGGAAUCGAUGCGUAUUUGGCGCAUCAUAGUACACCGCAUAUGUGCCGUAAUUUCAACUCCAUCUAUGAGUGGGCUGCGAAAAGGGAUAACACAGGGCUUCGGGGGGAUGGAAACCAUAAAAAUGUCGAUUUGGAAGAGCAUGAGAUGUUUGAUUGA